CCGAAUAUAACACCACGGCUUCUCUCCGUGGAGCGCCAUUGGAGAAGAAGAAUAAGGAGAAGGAAGAAGAAACAGCCAUGUUCUACUCACUCUCUCUUCUAUCAAGAAAAGGACCCCUGGGCACCAUUUGGAUUGCCGCAUAUUGCUUCAAGAAGCUCAAAAGAGGACAGAUUGCUUCUACCGACAUUUCCUCCACAGUAGAUAAAAUCAUGCCCGAAAUUCAAAUUUCUCAUAGAGUAUUGGCUCAACUUCUUCUUGGUAUUGUCAAAAUUUUCUCAAAGAAAGUGGAUUUUCUCUAUGAUGAGUGCAACGAGACAUUAAAUCAAAUAAGAAAGUCUCUUCUUGUCGCUGAAGGGAAUAAUGCACAGAACAAAGUUAGUGCUAGACCAAGAAAGGGUAACAGGUGCAGUAAAGAGGUAAAGUCUGCCAUAGAUCAUAUAGCUAUGACAAUGAAGGAGCAUAGCUGUGAAAAACAGAUUGAAACGAUGCUUGCAUCAUACCAUGAGGUUUCUGUUCCUCUUCCUGAGCAAUUUGAACUUGGUUCAUUUGAUUUUGGGGUUUUGGAAGAGGGAGAUAUCGGCGGAAGUCGUCAGCAUCCUACUCCUCUAGGUGAAUGGCAGGACAACAGGACCCACCAGCCUUCAUAUUUGGAUGAGUGUCUCACCAAUGAGGUUUCCGAUCUUUCAGAUUAUAAGUCUUCUCGUUUUACACCUCUUGCCGACAUCCUUCCAUCUUGUACAUUGGAUGUUGAUCUCGAGCUUAGUGAUGUUCAUCAUGAAUCAAGCAACUUUUCUAACGUUCAGAGAUCUCUGGAGCAAUUUCACCCUGGAGGAGACAUCGAGAAGGAAGUAUGCUUAACUGGACGCAUGCCUUUAAAUGAUAAGAUAGAAGAGGGCCAUAUUCAAUUAAAGCAUCAACAGACAGUGCCUUCAGUUAGAGAUGAGAUCCUAUCUGUAGAAGAGCAAAAACCUAUAACAGAGAUAUUGAACUUAGAGGGAGAAAUGAUAUCCAGCAUGAUGGAUGUUGAUUUUGUGCUCUGUGAAACUCAUAAUUCAAACAAGUAUGCUAGUGUUCCGAUAUCUUCUGUCGAAUGUCCCCAUGGAGGAGAUUUUAAGAAGCAAGUAUGUUUAUCCGGGAGUUUGCCUUUACUUAAUGUAACUGAAGAGAUCCAUAUACCGUUAAAUAAUGAACAAACUGAGCUGUCAGUUGGAGAUAAGAACCAUCUUGUUGAAGGAAGAAGAAAUCCAACAGAAACAAUCAAUUUACAGGGAGAACUGACACCUGAAAGUGGGAACGAUAAUAUCGGUAAAAGGCAUGCUGAUGCUUUGCCUCCAGAUAAACAAAAACCAAACAUCUCAGCAUCUCCUAAAUUUAUGCUUGCCACUCCGGCAAAUAAAGAAAGUUCUCGGGUUUUGAGGAAAAGAAAGAAAGACUAUGAUAAAAGUAUCAUUCUUUCAAAUAAGUUUAUGAAACAAAUUAUAAAUGACGCCAGUGAUCUAGUAUGUAAAAGAAGAAAAUUACCUCAUAUUGAUCUUGAUAUUUGGAAGUUCCGGAGAUUCUCAAAUCCGUCUCAAAGUUUUAAAGACCCUUUGAUUCCUUUUUCUUCUCCCGUGCAAGAAAAACCGUCGCAGAAGAAAUUGCCUAAGCUAUCAAAAAAUUCUGUUGAACUUAUUGAUUCACCCAACGUGAAAGAUGGAAUGACUCUUGAAUCUUCAAAUGCUGAAAUAGAUACAGAAAUUUCGAUGCAGAAGCGAAUCGAAAUGCCAGAAAUUUCAAUGCAAAAGCUGGUUGAAAUGCGUCCUCAUUUACCAAAGGAGUCUGCAGUUGACCAUAUCGAUCCAACGAACAAAGAAGAUAGCACGCCUCACAUUAAUGCCGAACCAGAAACAGAAGCUUUGAUUCAAAAGCUAGACCUAACAUGUCAGACCCCAUCAAAUUCUUCAGACUGCAGGUCCAACUGUUUGAAAAAUGUUAACGAAGAGUUCACUUUACCAGAUGCUGUCCAUUAUCAACUAGAAAAAUUGGAACUCUGCUUUCAUGGGGAUGAUAUUGGUGAACAAGCUAAUGGAUGGCCCCCAAGUACAAGGGUAGCAGCACAGUACUUAUAUAACAGGUUUCUGAGGCUUAGGGAGAAAGAAGUUGUGGCUUUGAGUCUGACAGAGAUUCUUGAAGGAAAAACAAGAGCAACACGUGCCAGAUUCAUGUACGAGACGCUGACUUUGAAGACAUAUGGAUGUAUAGAUGUUAGACAGGAUUUUCCUUAUGGUGAUGUCUCUAUUUCGGCAACUCCGGUGCUAGAAUCUUUUCAGAAAGUUUAUAUGUGAGGAUAUUACUUAAGAAUUUUUUCAGGAGUCUCUUUUUUGUAAAUGUUCCUGGCUCAUAGGCUCCUUUUUGUUUUCAAAAUAUCUGUGUAUAUAUUUAAAGAUACUUUCUGGUUUUGUUAAGAAAGGAAAAAGGUGGAAAAAGGUUUUGUAGAGAG
Phalaenopsis equestris is the source of this 2479-nucleotide messenger RNA. Its product is annotated as sister chromatid cohesion 1 protein 2-like. Gene Ontology annotation, cellular component: cohesin complex; synaptonemal complex. Bases 78 to 2324 code for a protein of 748 amino acids. Gene Ontology annotation, biological process: synaptonemal complex assembly; mitotic sister chromatid cohesion; replication-born double-strand break repair via sister chromatid exchange. The transcript has 13 exons. NCBI's taxonomy places the organism in Eukaryota, Viridiplantae, Streptophyta, Magnoliopsida, Asparagales, Orchidaceae. The record is from RefSeq and is a predicted model, not a curated record. Gene Ontology annotation, molecular function: chromatin binding; protein binding.